This is a messenger RNA of Cryphonectria parasitica EP155, 7905 nucleotides long. RefSeq lists its product as uncharacterized. The record is from RefSeq and is a predicted model, not a curated record. Gene Ontology annotation, cellular component: nucleolus; 90S preribosome; small-subunit processome. Bases 1 to 7905 code for a protein of 2634 amino acids. Lineage: Eukaryota; Fungi; Ascomycota; Sordariomycetes; Diaporthales; Cryphonectriaceae. The transcript has 3 exons.
AUGCCGGCCACCGUCGCUUCAGGAAGGAUUGCAAAGGUCCGAAAAUCCAAAAAUACAACACCACACCAGAAGAAUCACCGAUGGGAGUCCUUCUCUACCAAGGUCUCCAAGCUCAACUCCCUCGAUCCUUUGCGCAAAGUGCGCCGACAUGACCUCGACGAAGAAGAUCUUUCCGCGACCACCUCCUACUUCCGAAACGGCGUGACAAAAUGGGCAGACCUCAAUAUUUCCAAACACUUCACGAACUUCAAGCGGGAGGUUCUGCCUCUCUGCGAGACCCUGCCUCAGAUCGUCCUUUUCCAGGACAAGAUCAUGGACCUCCUCGCCACAUACAUCAGCGCCCAAGACAAGGAGGCACUUGAGCCACUGCUAGAUCUUUUGACAGCCUUUGCGCAUGAUCUCGGCCUCAAGUUUGAGAAAUAUUACCAGAGAAGCCUGGAGCUACUGGUGGCAAUUGCCCGCAAGCCGCAGGAUGUGGACGUGAUCGAGUGGACGUUUGCUGCGCUGGCAUGGCUGUUCAAAUACCUCUCGAGACUGCUGGUUUCGGACUUGCGGCCUACAUAUGACAUGCUGGCGGGACUACUGGGAAAGACGAAGCACCCGUACCACAUCAACAGGUUCGCUGCAGAGGCCAUGAGCUUCUUGGUCAAAAAGGCUGCCGCGCCUUCACACCGAGAGAACGCACUGCCCCGAAUUGUCGAACAUGUUAGGGACGAUCUGAAAGAUUUGGCGAGGUCGAAGCAAUUCGACAUGUACCGGGAAGGUGUCAUGACGAUGUUCUCCGAGGGCAUGAAGAGUGCCGGUAAUACGCUUCACUCCACAGCACCCUAUAUUUUCCAGGCGGUUCUCAAAGCCGUAUCGACAGACGAGCUCCAGCCUGGUAGCUCCUCAUUCUGGAUUCCUGUCUGCUGCGGCGUUCUCACCAAUGUCAUCCACCAUUCGACUGUUGAUUCGUUCAAAGUCCUCAUCGACCCUCUCCUCGAAUUCAUUUCCACGACUCUCGAUGGCCCAGAAGUCCAGGAGAACCCAUACCGCCUUACAUUGUUCCUCCGACUAUUCGGGAUACUUGCAGGCGUGCGCGAUGGUUCUCGAGUGAGUGAAUGGGGCAUGCUGAUGAAGAUCCUGGUCAAAACUCUCGAGAACCUCUCGAGACGGGGUCAAGAUAUAUCGAGGCUGGCGGGACCGAUCAUAUGGGAAAGCGUGGUGGCCAAUGCGGUCAUUUGCUGGAACCAAGCGCCGAUGGAUGCACUCAUCCCUUCUCUUAACGAGUUCAACAAAACUAUGACUGGAGAACCACUUAUGAGAUGGUACAUUCCGUUCUGCGCUUAUCUCGCCGAGCUUAACGCAGCCAGGUUUCGCAGUCUAUUUCAAAAAUCGUUUCAGAAAUUCAUCGCGGCUCACUGGUCACAAGAUGAAAACGAGGAUCUCCUUUACGUGCUGCUCCCGAGAUUGGUCGAGUGCGGCGCACUGCCCCCAGGGGACCAGAAAGAAGGCUGUCCUAUGCCGCAGUCUUGGCAAGACCAAAUUGUCAGCAGAUUUGAAGAGCUUGGAAACACACCCUUUCCGGAGCGGGUAUCUCAUGGCAAGAAUGCAGAUGUCUGGAGAGAGCAGUGCUUGCCAAGGUAUGCCGCAACCCUCAGAGUUCUCGAGUCGACGAAGAUCCAUCCAUCUAUCAAUGCUAGAAUCGCGGAGUUGCUGCUUAAGAAGCUGAAACUCGCUUUACGGCCAUCUUCCUCACUCGACACAGAGGAGACCCGGUUUAUUGUCACGCAAGGCUUUCUCGCAUACUUGGGGAUGAGUAAAGCAGCCGGGUCUGUCGACAAGUCAUUGCGUCCGCUGCUUCAGGCUGCUGCGCCGAGGUUCUCCAGCAAUGCAGCCUUCAUCGAGGCUCUUCUGGGCUAUGAGAAAGAAAUGAACCGGGUCGAAAAGGAUAGAGGCAGCGAAAGCCCUGUCGCAAUGAACGAUCCAUUCGUCUUGUCGCUCAUCAACAAUUUGGCAAGCUCGUCUCGACCCUUACGGAUGGCAUCUCUGCGGAUGUUUGAAGCUCUCUCUUUCACCCCUGAUCAGGACUCAUGUCUGGCUACCAUGAUCUUGGUGGAGCAGUUGCCCCUCGAUCACCAAAGUCCUCGAGCCAUUGCGGUCCACCUGCGUCGUCUCACUCAAGCAUAUGAGCAUCUGGACGAGGGAUCGUGGCUGCGCCAAGCGGUUCCAGCCUACCUUUUUGGGAUGCUCACGAUCUCUCUGGCUCCUGUCUGGGACGAAGCUGUGGAGGCUCUGAAACAGAUUGCGCAAUCGAAGUCAGCUGGCGAACUCAUUUUCGACCGUGCGUUUGAAUGGCUUCAGAUACCCUCGCCCCGAUGGACUCCGCCCCAGCUGCGUCCCACCGAAUCCAACAAGUACGCAGGCUCCAAUUUUGAAUGCAUGAAUUUCUCGGGGUUGCAGGAGCAGGCUCGAAAAAUCAACGAGGCGAUCGAGGAGCCGUCCGGUGUCCUUCUGAGAGAGUUUGAGCAGCAGCAAACCAUCAUCCCGGCCCACGUUGCAAACGCAAGGGGCAAGGCACUCAAAGUCCUCUCCGCCGCCCCAGCCCUGGCUGAGAAACGUUCGAGAAAGAUUGUGCCGUUCCUACUUUCUCUUGACGAUGCUCAGAGCACUUCCCUGGAAGAGGAAGAUGAGGCUGCGAUCGUUCCAGAAGAUGACUUCUGGUCUCUGCCCGACAGAAAAUCCCUCCUUGGAAUCUUUGCUCAGUUCGGAAACCCGAAAGUGCUGUACAAGAGCCGGGAGGCUUUUGCCACACUGCUUAGCCUUCUGGCGAAUCGCGACAUCGAGGUUCAGAAGGUUGCUCUGAAGGCUGUUCUCACCUGGAAACAAGAGGGCGUCAAGCCUUACAGGGAGAAUCUGGAGUUCCUUCUCGACGAGUCACGUUUCAAGAACGAGUUGACCGUGUUCCUGCAAGGCGAGAAUACGAUUCAACCACAACAUCGAGCCGAGUUGAUGCCCGUUCUGUUGCGGGUGCUCUACGGAAGGGCAACGUCAAAGAAAGGUGCCGCUAGUGGUAGAAAUGGACUUCAUGCGACCAGGCUUGCGAUUAUCAGGAAUUUGUCGAUUCAGGAUAUUGGUGGCUUCCUCGACAUCGCAUUUGGUGAUCUUCAGGGCAUACGCAUUGCAGAUGCGUCAGGUCUCAAGCAAGAUCUUUUCCUCGAAGAGAAAAUCAGUCCCCGCAAACAGGUUGGCUUUCUCAACAUGAUUCAGUCCAUCAUCAACGAACUUGGAACGAGCAUCGAGCAGUACAUGGACGAUCUCGUCAAUGCUGUACUUUACUGCCUGUUCUCGGCAUCUCGUAGCUUGCGUCAAGCAGAGCAACAGGAUGAGGAAGACGACGACGGCAGCGUCGACGAUGACAAGACGAGCAACGCCUCACUUUACAAAGUGGCCAGGACGACAGCGCUAAAGUGUCUCUGCGCUCUUGUAAGGAACAAUCAAAGCUUCGAUUGGGCACCCUAUCAGAACUCAAUAGUCGCCGAAAUUGUGUCCCCUGUAGUCAGCUUGCCCUCGGAGGAAAUGGCGCAAGGUGUGUCGUGGACCUGGAGACUUCUUGAGACGUGGUCCUUGCUACCGCGUACAGCAUGCAUCCUUGCCAUCGAUGACAAGAUCAUGCCCAAGAUUGCUGAUUGCAUUGGUUUUGAGAAGAGCAAGACCGAAGUCAGGAUGUUUGCUCUUGGUAUCAUACAGAAUCUGGUCAAGCUUGCGCAAGCACCGGAGGCCGGAUCAGAAUUCGAUGGCCUCGUCAAAGCAGAGCUUCUUGAUCCUUUCGCAGACAAGCUUCUGAGUGAAAUCGGGGCCUUGCUGCGGGCACGACAGGACAUUGAGAACAGAGUGUUGGAAACUUGUGUCGAUACUGUGGUCGAGCUGUCUUCUGUCGUCGAUGGCUCACGGAACGCAAGAAAUUUGGUCGACAUUUCUACACAUCUCCUGAACCAACCGGCACGGCGUGUCAGUCCCAAAGUCAAGGGGUCGCUGCUCCUCGUUCUGGAGCACUACAUCACCGUCGAUGACAUCCAUAAUGAUUCGGCGCUGAAAAACAGUGUCUACAAGACACUGGCUUCGCUGUUUGGUUUCUUCAAGGACAAGCGCAACAGGGAGUCUCUGUCGAAGGUCUUGUCUGUCUUUGCGACACGGGAACCUGCUGUUGAGGAGGUUGCUCGACUUUGUGCGGACCUGAACUCCUACGUGGCUGAGAGGCUGGACGAGCCUGACUACGACCGUCGUCUCGCUGCCUUCAACGCCGUGUCUCAGAGGCAGACUCCUUUGACGAUUGAUCAAUGGAUGCCGCUACUCCACAACAUGGUUUUCUUCCUCAACCAAGAUGAAGAGUUUGGCAUCCUUUCCUCCAACUCAGUCGACAGCCUGUGCAAAUUCGUCAAUGCUGCGGCUGAGGCAUGGGCAACAGAGAUGCAGGCCCCUUACCUUGAUGUUCUCGGCGAGGUUAUCUUGCCGGCAAUCCAUGCUGGCGUCCGGGAACCCUCAGAGACUGUCCGACGAGAGACUAUAAGAUUGCUUGCUCACUUGGUCACCAGACUCGGAGAGUGGGCGCCGGUAGCUGACCUGGUCGUUUUAGCACCGUUGGCUGAGGAUGACUCUAACAAAGCCUUCUUCGCCAACAUCCUCACGCCUUCCGUGUCGAAACAACUCCAGGCUGUCCAAUUACUCGCAUCGGUCAACGAACGCGCUGAGUUGAGCGGCAAGAACAUCAGCCACAUAUUCCUACCGCUUCUGGAGCACUUCAUAUGGGGUCGUGCCGGCAGUGACGACCACGGACUGGGCGCGCAGGCCGCCGCCGCAAUUGCUAGCCUCGCUGGGUCUCUCGAGUGGUCACAGUAUAGGGCAGUGCUGCGACGGUACAUAUCGUACCUAUCGUCAAGACCUGAAAUGCACAAGCAGGUCAUCCGCUUAUUGGACAAAACUGUUGAGUCCCUGGUCUCAGCUGUCGAUGCUGCCAACGGGGCGCCUAUGGAAGUCGACAACACAGAUGUCCCUGUUGUCGGCUUCAAGCGCCGUCUUUCGCGGACCCUGCCGGCUCAGGAGAAGAUGGCAGAUGAAUUUUCCGCCUACUUCACACCUCCCUUGUUGGAGCACCUCCAUGACAAGAACGAAGAGACUGUCAGCGCAAGGGUGCCAGUUGCUGUGAUAUUGGUCAAGCUCUUGCGACUGCUUCCAGAUAACCUACUCAGCCAACAGCUCCCCAGCGUUCUGACGGACAUAUGCCACAUCCUGAGAAGCAAAUCCUGGGAGGCUCGAGAGAUGUCGCGGACCACACUGGCCAAGAUUGCGUGCAUCCUGGGCGCUCCAUCUUUCGGUUUCAUCCUCAAGGAGCUGCGUGGUGCCUUGAAAAUGGGAACGCAGUUACACGUUUUGUCCUACACGAUGCACACUUUGCUGUUGGCUGUGAUACCCGAAUUCCAACAAGGCGACCUCGACUACUGCUUGGAGUCAAUGGUUGCCGUCAUCAUGGACGAUGUUUUCGGCGUGGCUGGACAAGAAAAGGACGCUGAAGGCUACGUCAGCAAAUUGAAGGAGGUCAAGAGCAGCAAGAGUCAGGACAGCAUGGAGCUCAUCGCCUCGACGGCGUCAAUUACGGCUCUUGUGGAGUUGGUCAAGCCUCUGCAGGCCCUCCUGCUGGAGAAGCUUGACCUUCGUAUGGUCCGUAAGAUCGAUGAGCUGCUCAACAGGAUUGCAUCCGGCCUGCAGAAGAAUCCGGCGUCUGACAGCAGGGAUACUAUGGUGUUCUGUUAUGAGGUUGUGCAAGAGGUGUACAACAGCAGAAAGCCCCGCGCGGAGGCCACCAUUGAUCCAAGACUGAAGCGAUAUCUCGUUCAGCGGGGAGCCAAGAGGGAAGAUCGUGGUGCAGCAAGCAAGCACGCCCACAAGCUCAUGCGCUUUGCCAUUGAUAUACUCAGAUCUGUGCUUCGGAAGCAUGAAAGCCUGCGGACUGCAGGAAAUAUCAGUGGCUUCCUUCCGAUCCUUGGUGAUGCCAUUGUCGCGGGAGAGGAAGAAGUAAAAAUUGCAGCCUUCAAGCUGCUCACGGUCUUGGUGCGAGUGCCGUCUCGGACACCCGAGCUGAACGACCUGUACAAGGUCGCUUCGAAGGAUGCCAUCAAGUGCAUAGCCCAAUCAAUCUCGACGACCACAGAGCUGUCUCAGACCGCCCUCAAGCUCUUAGCCGUCAUCCUUCGAGAGCGUCGCGAGGUCGUCGUCAAGGACGCGGCCAUUGAUACCCUCCUUGGCAAGCUCAAGGACGACCUCACGGAGCCAUUGUAUCGACACGUCACGUUCAACUUCUUACGCUCAGUUCUGGAUCGCAAGAUCGAGACAGCCGUCGUCUACGACACGCUCGACUACGUGGGCACUGUCAUGAUCACCAACGACGACAAGGACACACGUGAUCUGGCCAGGGGUGCAUUCUUCCAGUUCCUGCGAGAGUACCCACAGAAGAAGAGCAGAUGGGCCAAACAGAUCGAGUUCAUUCUCGCGAAUUUCAAGUAUCCCCGUGAGGGAGGUCGCUUGUCUGUCAUGGAGAUUGUCCAUCUGCUCCUUAUGAAAUCCGCAAAUGAUUUUGUCAAGGAGAUUGCUGCGACAUGUUUCUUCCCGCUUGUUUUACUGCUUGGCAAUGAUGACAGUGAACGAUGUAGGCUUGCUGCUGCCGAGCUUAUCAAGGAGAUCUUUCGCAAGGCCGAUCAUGAUCGGCUGCACGAGUUCCUGGCGCGGCUGAGAUCUUGGGUCGAGCAAGAUGGAAAUCUGUCAGUACUGAAGCUUGCCUUCAAGAUCUUCGGGCUCUACUUCGAAGCGAGGGAUCCCAGCGAGAAAGAUAAAAAAGAUCUGAAGCUACUUAUUGGCAAGAUCACUGGUGUUCUCGAAGAUGAGGACAAGGCGGAUUGGGAGCUGGUCAACACGGCCCUGGACCUGAUGCACAUCUUGGUCGACCAGCACCCUGCGAGAAUAUUAUCCAAGGACACCACUGGGCUAUGGAUUGGCGUCUUUGGCUGCAUGUCCCAUGAGCGCCCGGCUGUGAAACUCAACGCCGUCAAGCUACUGUCGAGGUAUCUGACCGACUUCGCCAGCAAUGCUUCGGGAGCAAGCAGAGGGCAAGCAGUCAUCGGUUCUCACGGACAGAAACUGGACCAGGACCAGAUUGCGCAGGUCAUCCGCCUGCUGCUCGGGACCCUGAGGGGUCUUGAGGUUGAUCAAUCACUGGCCCAGGAGAGUCUACAAAUUUUGGUCUUCCUCUCUCGCUUCCUGGAUGACACACCAGCUGCGGGCGACAGUGAUGACGCUUCUGACGAGGAGGAAGACGGGGAGAAUGACUUGAAAGAGCAAGACGAGGAAGAUGCCCAAGAGACACAAGCCACAAACAUGAGCAUGCGCUACAUUUUCUCUCGCCUCGCCGCCACCAUCCGCCGCGAAGUCCCACCGCGGGCCCCAGCACUAGUAAGCAAGCUUGCCGCAAUGGAAGCCCUCGAGGCGUUGGUCACGCAAUCCGACGCGCCCGUCCUCACAGUCUCGGCGCGCACGAUCCUCCGACCCCUCCGCAACCUCACCGACGCCUCCAUACCCGCUCCAUUCUCGACAGACGAGGUCUUCAAGACGCGCUACGAAACGCUCAGGACCAAAGCGCAGGGAAUUAUGGACACACUGCAGACAAAGCUUGGCACUGCCGAGUACACAAAACAGUUGCUGGCGGUCGGUGAGGACAUGCGCGAGAGGAGGAUGGCGAGGUCGAGCAAGAGGAAGGUAGAGGCUGUUACGGCGCCGGAGAAAUGGGGGCGGGAGAAGAAGAGAAAGAUGGAUAGAAAGAAGGAUCGGAGAAAGGAGAGAGGACUGGAGCACCGGAGUGCUAGGAGAGGAUAUUGA